Messenger RNA from Octodon degus (degu), 1784 nucleotides. It is a transcript of the gene Acaa2, whose product is annotated as acetyl-CoA acyltransferase 2. The coding region runs from base 265 to 1446 and encodes 393 amino acids. The record is from RefSeq and is a predicted model, not a curated record. Gene Ontology annotation, molecular function: acetyl-CoA C-acetyltransferase activity. NCBI's taxonomy places the organism in Eukaryota, Metazoa, Chordata, Mammalia, Rodentia, Octodontidae. The transcript has 11 exons. Gene Ontology annotation, biological process: fatty acid beta-oxidation.
GCGAGCACCCCCGAUUUUAGGGCGUGCCUGAACCGGCAGACUUCUAAACCCCAGGCUUUGCAAAAACGAGUGGUCUUCUCCGCGGGUCCGAGUUGCGAGCAUGGCCCUGCUCCGAGAUAGCCUAGAGAUUGAUCCAAGGAACACAGCCAGCCAUCUACUAAGCAGCAUCCACGGCUUUUUUUUGGUGAUACUGUCUUGCUAAUUAGCUCAGGCAGAACUGUUACUUCUGAUUCUCCUGCCUCAGUCUCCGUAGGUGCAGGGAUUAUGGGUGUGUUUGUUGUUGCUGCCAAGCGAACGCCCUUCGGAGCUUAUGGAGGUCUCCUGAAAGACUACAGUGCCAUUGAUUUGAAUGAGUUUGCUGCCAAGGCUGCUCUGUCUGCUGGCAAAGUCCCACCUGAAACUAUUGACAGUGUCAUUGUAGGCAAUGUCAUGCAGACUUCUUCAGAUGCUAUAUACAUGGCAAGGCAUGUUGGUUUACGAGUGGGAGUCCGAAAAGAAACCCCGGCACUCACUGUUAAUAGGCUCUGUGGCUCUGGCUUCCAGUCCAUUGUGAACGGAUGUCAGGAAAUUUGUGUUAAAGAUGCUGAAGUCGUCUUGUGUGGAGGAACUGAAAGCAUGAGCCAGGCGCCUUUCUGUGUCAGAAACGUACGCUUUGGAACCAGAUUCGGAUUCGAUCUCAAGCUGGAAGAUACUCUGUGGGAAGGAUUAACAGAUCCACAUGUUAAACUCACCAUGGCACUUACUGCAGAAAAUCUUGCAGUACAACAUAAAAUCAGCAGAGAAGAUUGUGACAAAUAUGCCCUGCAGUCACAGCAGAGAUGGAAAGCUGCUAAUGAUGCUGGCCACUUUAAUGAAGAAAUGGCGCCCAUUGAAGUGAAGACAAAGAAAGGAAAACAGAUGAUGCAGGUGGAUGAGCAUGCUCGGCCCCAGACCACCAUGGAGCAGUUACAGAAACUUCCUCCAGUGUUCAAGAAGGAAGGGACAGUCACCGCGGGGAAUGCAUCGGGCGUAUCAGAUGGUGCUGGAGCUAUUAUCAUAGCUAGUGAAGAUGCUGUUAAAAAACAUAACUUCACACCACUGGCAAGAAUCGUGGGCUACUUUGUGUCUGGAUGUGAUCCAUCUAUCAUGGGUAUUGGUCCUGUUCCUGCCAUCAGUGGGGCACUAAAGAAAACAGGACUGAGUCUCAAGGACAUGGAUUUGGUAGAGGUGAAUGAAGCUUUUGCUCCUCAGUACUUGGCUGUUCAGAAGAGUUUGGAUCUUGAUCCAAGUAAGACCAAUGUGAAUGGAGGAGCCAUUGCUUUGGGUCACCCGUUGGGAGGAUCUGGAACAAGAAUUACUGCACACCUCGUUCAUGAAUUAAGGCGUCGAGGUGGAAAAUACGCUGUUGGUUCAGCUUGCAUCGGAGGCGGCCAAGGCAUCGCAGUCAUCGUGCAGAACGUGGCCUGAGAGAACCAGGAGCCUGCUGUGUGCCUCUCACUUCUCAUGGCUGUGGUGCAAUAGGUGACCUUCAUGGUAGCUGCCACACUGCCCUGCCUGCCCCUAAACAGCGACUGAGUUUGAGCCAGGCUUGAUGACGGAAAAAUGCAAUUUAUCAUGAGUGGAAUGCUGUGCCAGAGGAGGGUCUCUCACAUUUGUGCCUAAAUGCGAGUCUAACAUGAUGCAUUUCUGAAUGAAGGUCCAACUGCAAAAGCCCUCAUGAGAAAUGGUGUCAUACCAAAUAACACCACUUAUACCUUAGAUGAUAUGAUUACCAGGAAAGAAAAUAAAGGUUGCCUUAAUUUUGA